AACUAUCAGAUGCCCUGCAGAAGGCACAGACAGCCGAUUGGAAGGGAUAUAUUCGCUUUUUUUGGCCGUGGAACUCGACGUCGUCCCGGCUAAUUUCGUUUUUUGCGCUACGCUUUGAGCCUUUGGCCCCGGCUUACUUUACGAUACCUUUCAUUAGGAGCUGCUAGCAGGUCGCAAUCAUGUCGAAGCCCGCAGCAGCUGCUAAGGGCCUGGAGUUUGUGGUCAGCAAGGUGGACAACGUUGUGAACUGGGCGCGUGCGGGCUCCAUCUGGCCCAUGACCUUCGGCCUGGCCUGCUGCGCGGUGGAGAUGAUGCAUGCUGGCGCUUCACGCUAUGACCUUGAUCGCUACGGCAUUAUCUUCCGUCCCUCGCCACGCCAGUCCGAUGCCAUGAUUGUUGCGGGCACACUCACAAACAAGAUGGCGCCCGCGCUGCGCAAGGUGUAUGACCAGAUGCCUGAGCCCAAGUGGGUGGUGUCCAUGGGCAGCUGCGCGAACGGUGGCGGCUACUAUCACUACUCCUACGCGGUUGUGCGCGGCUGCGACCGUGUCGUGCCCGUGGACGUGUAUGUGCCCGGCUGCCCGCCCACCGCGGAGGGCCUGCUGUACGGCCUCCUGCAGCUGCAGAAGAAGAUCUACCGGUCAAAGACCACGCAGAUCUGGUACAAGAAGUAAGCAGCUGGCGCAGGAGCUUGGAACCGCUGCGCGCAGGCGCAGCAGCAGCAGAAAAGCGGCGGUUGGAGGGAUGUCAGCGCUGGGGAGGCGCUCUCUCGGCCGGAACCAGUGGGGGCACGGCUGUUGCUCGUUACGCACGGCUGUCUCAGCUUAAGCGUCCCAGGGCCACAGGAGCUGUAUGCUGGAAGCGGCAGGCGGGGAGGCGCUUAGGGGUGUGCACGGCGGGCUUGGAAAUAACUGGGGGGAACUAGCUUGGCGUUGUGGCGUGCGGCACAGUGGCGCCGUGUACUCUCCUGUUGUGGAGAAGGCUUAUUGCAUUAGCUUAGCAACCUAUUACAGGUGGCAGACAGUGUAUACUAUAGGCUUCUUUGUGGAAGCACAUGCUUGGGUAUGAAAUGAGGUGCAGCGGUUUGGCGCUAAUCGGUGCAGAUGAAGUUAGGCGUGAUGAACAUGGUAGGCCCGGUAGUGGGCCUGGUCAAUGAGAACUAGUCUGCAUGUAAAUGGCUUGGUCA
This is a messenger RNA of Chlamydomonas reinhardtii, 1186 nucleotides long. RefSeq lists its product as uncharacterized. Gene Ontology annotation, biological process: aerobic respiration; mitochondrial respiratory chain complex I assembly; electron transport coupled proton transport. Bases 180 to 674 code for a protein of 164 amino acids. Lineage: Eukaryota; Viridiplantae; Chlorophyta; Chlorophyceae; Chlamydomonadales; Chlamydomonadaceae. The transcript has 3 exons. The record is from RefSeq and is a predicted model, not a curated record. Gene Ontology annotation, molecular function: quinone binding; 4 iron, 4 sulfur cluster binding; NADH dehydrogenase (ubiquinone) activity.